This is a messenger RNA of Dufourea novaeangliae, 2148 nucleotides long. RefSeq lists its product as uncharacterized. The record is from RefSeq and is a predicted model, not a curated record. Lineage: Eukaryota; Metazoa; Arthropoda; Insecta; Hymenoptera; Halictidae. The coding region runs from base 1 to 2148 and encodes 715 amino acids. Gene Ontology annotation, cellular component: membrane. Gene Ontology annotation, molecular function: glutamate-gated receptor activity. The transcript has 13 exons.
AUGAAGAGAACAUUGACGCUUUACGUUAUUGAAAUAUUUCUACUUCCGGUGUUCGGUCGUAAGGCUGACUUAUUUGUGCCUGAAAGUAAAUCCUGGAUCUCUGAUGAUGGUUUCAGGAUUGUUCUUAAAUUAUCGUUCCCUUUUUCGACGUGUUGCAAUGUUCUUUUAAACGACCCGAUCGAAGACUCGAUGGCACUGUUCAGUCAAUUCAGAAGUGUCUAUCCGUACGAGUACCUCUUGAAACGAAGCGACCAGAAAUGCGACGGAUACCUCUUGCUGGGAUCGAGCGAGAAGGGGAUCCUGAGACUGAUGAAGAAAAUAUCGCCGUUGUCGUGGAAAACGGAGAUCCUCGUUAUCGUGAACAACGAAACUUCCGACGACUCUGACGUAUUCAACGAUUCCUCUUAUGGAAUGGCAAACGUGAACAUUGUUUCGAUGUCAGGGAUAUGGAAAUUGACAGAGAAUUACCUAAAACCGCGUGGGUUUAAUAAAAUUGACAGAUACGAAGAAAUGCUGCAUAAUUAUGAUGAGAUAGAUCUUCGUGGCAGGAACUUGCAGGUAUACAGCAUAAAUCGACCACCCAUGACGUUCUUGACUCGUACGAUCAAGAAAUCAAUCGACGGCGAGCAAGCAGAAGUUUACGUAAUGGAUGAUUAUUUCGGAUGGGACGGCAUCGAAAUGCAACUGUUCCUGAUAAUGGCGGACAAAUUGAAUUUCACGUGGACGCUUAGAAAACCCGAUGGAAAUUACACAUUCGGCGUAAAAAUCAACGACACGAUGUGGGAGGGUGGUGUUAUAGGAAUGGUUUUCAAGAAUAAAGCAGAUAUCGCGUUCGGCAGCAUAUGGGUAACCUAUGAACAGAAUAAAUUCAUCCAGUUAUCGGAUCCGUGGUUCGAAGUGUGCAUGCAUUUCUUGGUGCCCCGUCCGCGUCGAAGAACGAACUUUUGGGCGCUCACCAGACCGUUCUCCGAAGAGAUCUGGGAGCUUCUUCUAUUAGCCAUAAUCCUGCACAGCCUGUACGCGUACGCCCGUGCUUGGAUCGAUCCGAAAUUUCCAAAACGCUUCCGAAAUUUUGUGACUACCCUGACCGAGCUGAUCGGUUGGUUCCUGAACAGCUCCGUGCCUAGAACAAUCACGAGCAACAAACUUCAGAUACUUCUAUGGCAGAUCGCGGGAUGGUUAAUAAUUGCCGCUUAUUGUAGCAGCCUAGCAUCCCGACUGGCAACUGUGGAAUACCAGAAUAGGAUCGAUACCGUCGAACAGUUCCUCGCCGCGAAUUUGUCAUGGGGAAGUGUAGGUCAGGUGCCGCCGUUUCACGAUUACUUCGAUUUCACGGACCAGUCCACGGCGCAGCUACCGCGCAGAUAUCAACAUCUGGAGAACAUUACCGAAUGGGAAAUGUGGUUGAAAAAUGAUGGCCAUGCUGUCCUCGGAAAAAUCAUCGAUACAACUUUUUUCCCGAACGACUACGUACCGAAUGACUAUCUGAAGAAUUACAGGGUCAUGAUGAACCCGGUAGGAAGUUUCCACAUUGCUUUCGGUCUGCAACCGUGGCUUCUGGUACCGAUAAACAGGAUAAUGAUGCGGUUGAAGGAGACCGGGAUCGUAUCCUGGCAGUUGCGUGAUGUCAUACGCAGACGCGAUAGCUAUAACCUUCGCGAAGUUCUCGUUGAACACGACAGAUACGACGGGGCCGUGCAAGUACUCGGACUGACACCACUGGGAGCCGGAUUUUCUCUGCUCUUCGUUGGAUUUUCUGCAGCGACUUUCGUGUUUUACAUGGAACUGAGGCACACCGCAGGAUCGAGAAACAUCUUCCAUGUUCUUCGAACUAUCAACAGUAAACGUAGAUCGAUGAAUAAAAGGAAUGCACCGUCUCCAAAAGUCUGUAAACCUGAUAUAGAUCUGAAAAAGUGUCGCCUGAAUUCCUUAGAUUAUACUAAUCUUUCUGACAAAGGUCGAGUACCACCGAGAAGGAAGUAUACCGACAAGCGAAACCUUGCUUGCUACACCGUUGGCUCUAUCAUUAAUCAAGCCAUUGGCAUACAAUUAAAUUGUACUUCUUGCUUGUGCUUUAAAGAUAACUUCAUGGUUACUUCCAGGUUCAAAGUACAUCUUGUGAAACCCAUACAAAGAGUAAACGAAUGA